AUGUCUAUUAAGCACGUUUUUGACGACGCCAACGGCCUCAUUGAUAAGGCCUUGCUUGGUGCAGUCUCUACCAACCCGGAUCUGCGUCUCUAUGCUCCUCACAAAGUUGUCUAUGACACCACUCAUACUCCUGACAAGGUGGCAAUUCUUGCUGGUGGUGGCGGUGGUCAUGAGCCUACCUUCAGUGGUCUUGUCGGCCGUGGACUUGUGACUGCGGCGGUCUCUGGUGACAUCUUUGCCUCUCCGAGUGCUGCCCAGAUCUGCUCUGGCGUAGACCUAAUCAACAGUGACAAGGGUCUCGUGGUGGUGGUUCUGAACUAUACGGGUGACUGCCUUAACUUCGGUUUGGCUUCAGAGAAGGCACGCGCGGCCUUCUCUGGAGCUGGUAAGGGCCAGGAGGUCGAGAUGGUCAUUGUGGGUGACGAUGUGUCCGUUGGCCGUAGCAAGGGUGGUCUUGUCGGCCGCCGUGGUCUCACGGGUGCUCCGUUUGUGGUCAAGGCUCUUGGUGCUGCCUCUGAGAAGGGAUGGGAUGUCAAGUCUAUCGGCAACCUCGGUCGCUCUAUGGUGAAGAACUUUGUCACUGUUGGCUCUUCGCUGGACCACUGCCACGUGCCUGGUCGUGCCACAAGCGAUGAGGAGCGUGGUGCGCUGGGCCCGAAGGCAGUGGAGAUUGGUAUGGGUAUCCACAACGAGUCCGGUGUGAAGCACAUUGAGAACAAGCCUAGCGGCCCUGAUCUGAUUAAGGAAAUGCUCUCGCUGCUUCUCAACAAAGACGACAAGGAGCGCGCGUUUGUCUCGUUUGAAAAGGACGACGACCCGGUCCUAAUCAUCAACAACCUGGGUGGCAUGAGCAACGUGGAGCUGUCGGCGAUUGUGGCCGAGGUGGUGGACCAGCUGAAGAAGGACUGGGAGCUGAGCCCUGUGCGUGUGUACUGCGGUACCUACGUGACGUCGCUCAACGCCCCUGGAUUCAACAUCUCGCUCAUGAAGCACAAGGAAGUGUCGAAAGACAUUGGUUCCAACGUGCUGGAGCUCAUCGACGCUCCUACUGACGCCACUGGUUGGUCAGGUGUGUCCCAGGGCUGGUCGGACAAGGCCAUUCUCAAGACCCCCGAUGAACACUUGAAGGAGAGCGAGAAGCGCUUGGAGGAGAAGCGCAACACGGGCCAUGCAGUGAGUGGUAGCCUAGUGAGCGGCAAGUCGGCGUCGGCCGGUCCGAAGAAUGGAAACCCGGACAAGGCCAAGGAGGCGCUGUCGAGCCUGUGCCGCGCUGUGAUUGAUGUUGAGCCGACGCUGACCAAAUAUGAUACGGUGGUCGGCGAUGGUGACGCUGGUGAGACGCUUCGCCACUGUGCCGAGGCGAUCCUUAAGGCCGUUGAGGGCAACAAGAUUCAGUGCGACCGCGCUACGGCGAUGGUGCUGGGUAUGACGGAGGUGCUCGAGUCCAACAUGGGCGGCACUUCGGGUGCUAUCUAUGCCAUUUUCCUUACCGGUCUCGUUCAGGGUCUCGUGAAGAGCACUGAGAACACGGAUGAGGAAGCCACUGUCAAGCACUGGGGUUCGGCUGCUGUGCACGCGCUCGAGAGCCUGGGUCACUACACCCCGGCUCGUCCUGGAGACCGCACCCUGGUCGAUGCUCUUGACCCCUUCUGCCGCACGCUGCAGAAGGAGUCUGACAGCGGCAAGAGUGACAAGGAUGCACUGGCUUCUGCCGUCAAGGCCGCGAAGGAGGGUGCGGAACACACGCGCGACCUGACUGCUCGCCUUGGCCGUGCUACUUACGUGGGUGAGACCUCGGAGAAGGUGCCUGAUCCUGGUGCGUGGGGUGUGUGGGCUCUGGUCGAGGGUAUCCUGAAGGCUCUCUAG
This is a messenger RNA of Malassezia sympodialis ATCC 42132, 1866 nucleotides long. RefSeq lists its product as uncharacterized. Gene Ontology annotation, cellular component: cytosol. Gene Ontology annotation, molecular function: glycerone kinase activity; ATP binding. Gene Ontology annotation, biological process: glycerol catabolic process. NCBI's taxonomy places the organism in Eukaryota, Fungi, Basidiomycota, Malasseziomycetes, Malasseziales, Malasseziaceae. The record is from RefSeq and is a predicted model, not a curated record.